Homarus americanus (American lobster) is the source of this 1221-nucleotide messenger RNA. Its product is annotated as transmembrane protein 256 homolog. The transcript is spliced from 4 exons. Bases 139 to 636 code for a protein of 165 amino acids. Lineage: Eukaryota; Metazoa; Arthropoda; Malacostraca; Decapoda; Nephropidae. The record is from RefSeq and is a predicted model, not a curated record.
UUUGGUUCUUUAACUUAUACACGACGUCUAGAAGAAGGAUAAUCUGAAUUUCUUCUUUAUGUUGAAAUAAUAGAAAUAGAGAGAAAAUACAAGUGUAUAUAAUAAACUUAAUCAUAGAGUUUACUAAAUAGAGGCCUAAUGGUGGGUGACAGUUACGGUUGGCUGUGGAACAACCCCCUGACACGUGAAGUAGCCCGCUGUCCUAAGAGGGUUGGUGACUUGAUCUGGUCAGAGAAGAAGGGAAGCAGUAUUCAACAAGUGACUCCCCUGCUGGUUGAUAUGCUGAACAUUCCCUCAUAUGCACGCUGGUUUGUACGUAUUGCUGGAAUCUCGGGUGCCACAGCAGUGGCACUUGGUGCUUACGGUGCUCAUGUAUUUUACCGGCGAGAAUAUCCUGAGGAACUGAAGCAAGUAUACGAGACUGCCAAUCGUUACCACUUCCUACACACCUUGGCCUUAUUGGGUGUACCUCUGUGCAAACGACCCAAACUGGCUGGAGCAUUAAUUGCAACUGGAACAGCAAUCUUCUGUGGCACUUGCUAUUACUAUGCACUUACUGGAUCCAAGAAUGUGAGGCAGUAUACUCCCUACGGCGGAAUGUUAUUGAUUGUUGGCUGGUUAUCUAUGGCCCUGUAGGAAUAAUUUGUAUGGUUAUUGUAAAAGUAUAGUCUUCGAUGGGUGGAUCAGGAAUUUGUAGGUUGAAUUUAUGAGUAGUUGAAGAAUUACUUUCACCAUGAAGUUAUGAAUUACCAAUAAUGACUGAGGUACCACUGUGCUUACUUUUACCGCUCCUCCCCCCCUUAUAAUGCUUUUAUACAUACUGUAUAGUCUAUAUCAGAUAAGUUAGCGAUUAUGUAAAUACUUUAUUGAUUUUUAUACAGUAUUGGAAAUUCUAAAGGUUAUUUUGAUCAUCUGAUCCAACGCUCCUUCAAACAUGCACAUAGCUGAUCAUACUGCUAUUUCUUAAGCACUUUAAUUUUAUUUUACUGCAUUAUAACAUAAUUUGUGUAGAAAUUGAUACUAAAAAGAUUAUAUUUUUUGGAAUUGAAUUGUUUUUCUUCAUAGAUCCACAUACAGUUCUGUAAGUAGUUCUGUCUUGUAGAAGAUAUUGAAGUGAAAGUAUUUUCAGAGGGCAAUGAAAUAGCCAUGUAUUUCUGUAUCAUCAGCUUAUCAUCACAUUGUUCACAUUGUUCAUGAAGAAUAAAAAAAAUGCUUCGAGAA